CGCGUUCCGGGCGGCUCGCAGGAUGCUGACGAGCGCGCAGACGUCUGAGACAAGCUCCCGCGGUCGGAUGCUUUCCCGCCGGGAGACAUGCGUCUGCUCGUUGUGGCGACUUUCUUUGGAGUCUUAAUGGCGCUAGCAGGAGACGCCCUUCAGAUCCAGUGCUACCAGUGCGAGGAAAUGAAGCACAACGACUGCUCCACGCCCGAGUACAUUGUCAACUGCACCGUCAAUGUGCAGGAUAUGUGCCAGAAGGAGGUGCUGGUCCGACCUGAUGGGAUUCAUUACCGGAAAUCUUGCGCUUCCUCCGGUGCUUGUCUCAUCGCCUCCUCCGGUUAUCAGCAGUUCUGCACCGGGCGGCUGAACUCGGUGUGCAUUUACUGCUGCAACACGCCACUCUGCAACGGACGCAAGAAGAAGCGACCCGGUUCCUCCGCGGCAACACCAUACCCCCAGAUGAGCGUUUUUCUCGCCCUACUUUUGCCAGCGCUGUCCCUGACAUAGAUGCCCCCCCUGCAUCUCCUGCACGCCACUACGUGUUUCAUUUGAACCACCGUAACGACCUUCAUUCCCACCUGACUCUAGCACACGCUCUAUCAAUCCCUUCCUGUUUUCAGGACCAGAAUCCCUCAAAAGUUUUUUGCUUUUUUUGUGAGUUGGACUGUGCGGUCCGUGGGGUUUUGGUCAGGUCCUUCUACCGUAUGCCUUAAUAGCGCCUAUACUAUAAAUUGCAUAUGUUUUCUUGCCUUUUGUGUCACGAGUAGUCAACGUGUACUUUUUCAUCGCAAAAUGUGCAUCAUAUUUUUCCCCCGGGGGUGGACAAUGCCUGGUAAUGUGCAUCAACACCAUGUGAGAAUUAGAUAUUCAAAAAGUAUUUAAAUUGUACUUUGUAGUAGCAGGAGGACAAAAGGCAAAACUUGUCAGGUUCAAGCACUGAUGACAUCUAUUAACCAAGACAAAAGGCAAAGAAUCAAAGAGAGACAGAAUAAAAUUUGGACUCAGAUCUGAGGAGAGACAUGGCCACUGUACUCUCAGUACAAUCCUGCACCACGCUCUCCCCCAAGAUUGUACUCCUCUUUCUUUAUUUGACUUUCUCCCCCUUCCUUCCCACAGCUGCUUCCUGAGGGAAGUGGGUCGUAAACAGCGUUGCCUUCUGUUACCGAACAGUUCGAAGAGAGUUUGUCAAAUAUUUCAAAAAGAGUUCCAUAAAAUAGUUCAAAGAGAGUACCAUAAAAUAGUUCAAACAGAGUCCCACAAAUAAGUUCAAAGAAAGUUUCAUAAAUAGUUCAAAAAGAGUUCUUGUGGAAGUUGGGUAGAUCCUGCCAUCUUUCCGCUUUGUAGUCCCAGUGGAGUUUUACGAGCCUUCUUCUCGGAAGGUUUCAGCCUUUUGUCUUCUUGUCUGUAACACAAUGUAAUACAACGUUUUUUGUGAUAAUUUAGAAACAAUUAUUGUAACAGUUACCUUAGGCUUUAAAUGGGCAGAUUAGUGCAUGAUCCGAAGUUGCAUAAAAGAGAGGUAUGUAUGAGGGGCCGUUAGGGACAUUAUUCAGAAUGAGCUCUUACACACACUACUGAAAUGCUGUCAUAUAAACAAAGACAGUUUCAGCAGUGUGUGUGAGAGAAAAACAUUUCAGUUGUUUAUAUGAGAGCAUUUUAGUAGUGUAUGUAAGAGGUCAUUGUGAAUAAUGUCCCUAACGGCCCCUCAUUGAGAGGAGCCCGUUUAUAUUGGCACCCUAAAUGGCACGUCUACUUUUGGCAGAAAAUAUUUUAAAACUAUUAACUAUUAAGUAUUUUAAAAAUUACAUAAUUUUUUUCUGUUUUUUGACAUAAUUUUCCUCUAUUUGUUCAUAUUUUUUGUUGCUACAACACAGUAUUUAUCUUUCAUGUCUUGGCUAUCAUAACAAUAUAAUGAAAUU
This is a messenger RNA of Nerophis ophidion (straightnose pipefish), 1913 nucleotides long. RefSeq names its product ly6/PLAUR domain-containing protein 1-like. Bases 88 to 501 code for a protein of 137 amino acids. Gene Ontology annotation, biological process: acetylcholine receptor signaling pathway. Lineage: Eukaryota; Metazoa; Chordata; Actinopteri; Syngnathiformes; Syngnathidae. The transcript is spliced from 3 exons. The record is from RefSeq and is a predicted model, not a curated record. Gene Ontology annotation, molecular function: acetylcholine receptor inhibitor activity.